AUGCAUUUCCGACCAUUGCUAUCUCGGUCCCGCCAGAAGUUUAUCACAGGGCAAUGCCCUUUUCGAAUUCGUGUCAUAUCCACAAUUAGCGACGAGGUGAAACAGGCAUCAGUCCUCCACAGCACACAAGAAACACCCCCGGAUGUUGCGUUACGUCUGAUGCCGCUCGGAGGGUCAGUCACAUAUGGCGUCGGAUCCUCGGAUGGAAAUGGAUACAGAAAGGUUCUGCAAGAUCUUCUGCUUGCCAAUGGCUACAAAGUCUGUAUGGUCGGUUCGCGCAAGGCCGGGUUGAUGCAUAACAACGAAAAUGAAGGAUGGCGGGGCUAUCGCCUUGAUCAGAUCGAAAGCAAAGCGAGACGAUCAGUCGCAAGUCUCAAGCCGAACCUCUUCACAAUCAACGCCGGAUCCAAUGACUGUAUCCAGAGCCAUAAGCUUGAUGCUUUUGGGCACCGAAUGGAUAAUCUGCUUGAAUAUUUAUGGAAGACCUCUCCCCUCUCUACCGUUGUCGUGUCAACGUUGCUGGUAAAUGCUGAUGAACAAGUCAACUCGCGAAUUCAGGACAUCAACAGUUAUCUCCGUAACAUCGUGGUAUUGAAGGAAGCCGAACAAAAAAGGAUAGCUCUUGCAGAUAUGUACAGUACCAAAGGACCCGAAGUCGAGGAUUUGAUGGAUGGCACCCAUCCCAACGAUGACGGUUAUAGCAAAAUGGCGCAUAUCUGGUUUGACGCCAUUCAAAAAGCCCGCGCAAACGGCUUUUUUCAUAGGUAA
This is a messenger RNA of Fusarium mangiferae, 768 nucleotides long. RefSeq lists its product as uncharacterized. The record is from RefSeq and is a predicted model, not a curated record. Lineage: Eukaryota; Fungi; Ascomycota; Sordariomycetes; Hypocreales; Nectriaceae. Gene Ontology annotation, molecular function: phosphatidylcholine lysophospholipase A1 activity. Bases 1 to 768 code for a protein of 255 amino acids. The transcript has a single exon.